AUUCAGUCACUAGGUAGAGCCAGAACCACCAGGGGUACCGGGUACAGGUGUCGCUCAUCACCAAUCAUCUCUGGAGCUUUAUAUGGAGAUGCAGCCUGUACUUCACUCCCUGAGAUAAAACUAAAACAGUUGUAUUUAGUAGAAAGGAGGUUGAACAAAUUGAUUUAAAAAUGUAUGGAGAAAAAAUUGAAAAAGCCUCCUGAGACCCUGACUCCAAGUGCUGGCAAAAAUCUCCGCUUUCACCCAAGAUUCUCUGCCACACUAACUAUGUCUUUGGACCAAGGUCAGCUGGCUGCCUCCAAGCUCUGGAUCACUCCACACCAGGAACGAACCAGCCCACGCUCCACCGUGAGUCCAAGGAUCAACUCUCUCUGUGCUCUGACUACCACGUCUUGUUAAGGCCCGUAGGAGGGAUCUUGGACCUGUGUAUUCCUCUCCUGCUCAGACUCCGGAACCAGGACUCCUGGGAACACCUACUUCCUCGGUUCCACGUCAUUCCUUCCUCCAGAGGCUUCCACCCCCUCAAACCUGAUACAACAGAAAUGGCAGGACCCGGCAAAGCAGUUCACACCAAACAAAAAUCCAUUCUAGAACCGACAGAUGAGAAGCAGCUUCCAAAGAGCACAAACUGUCUGACAUGCACAGAGGACGGCAGAUUUCUAGGUCUGGGUCACACCCUGGGCCUGUCGGUGUGGUGUGCUUCUUCUUUCACCCGUGUUGCAAAAUGGCUUCAACCACAGCUGGAAAUUACCUUCAUUCAGAUGACCAGAAUGGCUGAGAUGACCUAUCUGCUUGGGACCAUCGAUGAUAUGGGUGUUUCCAGAGUGUUUGGACUUCACUCUGAUGUCAUUCAUCUUCUCAGUGUUAUCAACACCAUGCAGGAGGAUAUCAAUGUAAGGAGCAUUUUUGUGACAUUUGACCUACAUGAAAGUGGGCAUUAUGGAGCAGCAUCAGUAAGCUGCAAUGGUGCAGUGUGGCUAGAGAUCUAUCAGUUUCCUGUAGAAGCAUGGCUGAGAGAGGUAGAGAUGGUGUCAGCACAACAAAAGGAUGGAAACUUAUCUGGAGGAUCAGAUGUGAAAUGGUCUCUAGUUACACUGCUGAUGAAAAUCUCUCCCCCUACUGUUCCAACCGGAAAAGCAUCAGACUUUUUGACACACUGUAUGGCUCUUGAUAUAAUCCAAAGCAGCAGUCAUCAGAAGGAACAAUCCUCAUUCAGUUCAGAUGCUGGAAAAACAAAGAUGACUCAUGGAAAACCAAGGAGUGGCACUCAGCACUUUCUCCUGCCCUGUGAUUGGUCAACUGGUGACAGUAAAGCAAGACCAGCAGGACUGCCUGUGGCUGUUGCUGUGUGGUGGAGCGGAUCCCAUAAUCUCCUUCAAUAUUUGCUGCAAAAAGCUUCAAGCACCAAACCAGAUGUGACAUCCUUGCCUGAAAUGUUGUGGCCAAAUGCAAAGGAAAUCCUCUGCUCAGCUGUCAGCAGAUGCACUUGUUACAUAGCUCUUGGGCUUGAGGAUGCUUUGGUGUGUAUCUGGGACAGACGAUCUGGAGCCCCACUCUCCAGCGUUCUGUUACCAGAAGAAACCAGUGCCCUCUCCAGGAUACAGUUUGUGGAUAACUGGUCUGCGUCUGCUCAGGAUUGCCAAAUUGUGGCUGCAAAACCAGUCAGUGUGUUGGUGUUGUAUAAGAAUGGAGCAAUUUAUACAGUGACUGCAGGACAAGGCAUGCAGUCCUGCACCAUGCUGCUCACUGAAAGGCCAAAAGACAGUAGGGAUCUCCCGACUUUUACUAAGACCGUGCCUUUCCUGCAGGAUGUGUGGCUUGUGGUGCAAAGAAGUGGAAAAAUAAUCCUGAAAGAUGUCCUCAACAGUGCCACUGUGUGCCACCUGACCCUUCCAACAUCCUAUCAAAUCGCUUCCCCCUAUAACCCUGUUUACGCACUAAAUGCCAAACAGCAAGUGCUGUUCAUACGAGGUGACCGGAAAACCAGCUGCAAUGAUUUGUUAAAGAAGAGAAGCCAGAGUCAGCUCUUUGUUUUCCAGUUUGAUCAAUCUGACAUCAUCAAGCCUCACAUUGUUUCUCAUCUAGACCCUCCCAGACAACAAACAACACUCUGUCAUGGCAGCAUGGAGGAAAUCUGCAACCUCUGCCUUGAGCAAAGAAUGCAUUCUGUGGAUGAAAGGAACAAAGCUCUUGUGCAAACAUGGGGAAAGCUGCAGGAAACUGCAGUGAGGAUGCGGCAAACGCCAUAGAGCAACAGACAUCUGAAGAACUACAACAAAUGAGCUACUAUUAGGAUAUGGGAUAUAUUUUUAUUUUUUUAUGUUCACAACACUUGUUUCAACUAAAUAUCAGUUACUCUGAAUCAGUCAUAGUGAAUACAUUUCAUUUGCAAUUAUUAACAAGUUACAAUUUACAAAACACUGUUUAUUUUAAUAACCCUUUCUUUAAGAAUAAAACAGUUGAGUCAUCUUUUCAUGUUAAA
Molecule: messenger RNA, 2482 nt
Organism: Girardinichthys multiradiatus
Lineage: Eukaryota; Metazoa; Chordata; Actinopteri; Cyprinodontiformes; Goodeidae
Gene: wdr93
Product: WD repeat domain 93
Exons: 17
Coding region: 543-2249 (568 amino acids)
Biological process (GO): electron transport chain
Source: RefSeq, a predicted model, not a curated record